AUGCAAGACCAGCAAUGUGCAACAACGUCACUACCACCUUUAGUGGCCAUGAUGCCAAGCCCAGGCAUGGGACAUCUCAUUCCAAUGAUAGAGUUCGCCAAAAGACUCACGCGCCACCACAACCUCCAUGUCACCUUCCUCAUCCCCACUAACGCCCCUCCUUCAAAGCCCCAAACCACCCUCUGCAGCUCACUGUCACGUGCCAUUUCGCACUUGUUUCUCCCCCAAGUCCCUCUCUCUGACCUUCCACCCAACACCAAAAUCGAAACCCUAAUCUCCCUCACCGUCCUCCGCUCUCUCCCUUCUCUCCGCCACUCCCUCGCCGCCCUCCACCGCGUCGCCGCCCUCGUUGUCGACUCCUUCGGCACCGACGCAUUUGACGUCGCCGGAGAACUCAACAUCCCCUCUUACCUCUACUUUUCUAGCCCUGGUAUGGUAUUGUCCUUCGCCUUUUACCUUCCUCGCCUCGACAAAGAGGUUCAAUGCGAGUACAAAGACCUCGUUGAACCCGUCAACAUCCCCGGUUGCGUUCCCAUUCACGGCAAAGACUUUGCAGAACCUUUGCAGGACCGAAACAACGAUGCCUAUAACACUCUCCUCUAUCACUGCAAGCGGUUCAGUUUGGCCAAAGGAAUCAUAGAAAACAGCUUCCCAGAGCUUGAACCCCAAGUUAUCAAGUGGUUGCUAAAGGAAGAACAGGGUAGACCACCGGUUUAUCCGGUCGGACCGCUAGUUAAUGAAGACAUUGCUCAAACUGAGGAACAGUGUUUAUGUUUGAAGUGGUUGGAUGAGCAGCCACGUGGCAGUGUUGUGUUUGUGUGUUUUGGCAGCGGUGGAACCCUGUCUCGUGCACAAACAGAAGAACUUGCUUUGGGGUUGGAAAUGAGUGAGAAAAGGUUCUUGUGGGUUGCGAAGUGCCCCGAUGAUUACAUUCCCAAUGCUUCUUAUUUCACUGUGGAUUCUGACCCUGACCCUCUUGAUUUCUUGCCCAAUGGGUUUUUGGAGAGAACCGAAGGGAGGAGCUUGGUGGUGCCAAAUUGGGCCCCACAGGCCCAAGUCCUGAGUCAUGGAUCCACCGGUGGGUUUGUGAGCCAUUGCGGUUGGAACUCAAUCCUUGAGAGUGUGGUGAAUGGGGUGCCUUUAGUUGCUUGGCCACUCUAUGCGGAGCAGAAGAUGAAUGCUGUUUUGGUCACAGAAGACAUAAAAGUGGCUCUUAGACCAAAUGUUCGUGCGAAUGGUUUGGUGGAAAGAGAAGAAAUAGCGAGUGUUGUGAAGAAGCUUAUGGAAGGUGAGGAAGGGAAAAAGCUGCUUCAUCGAAUGAAAGAGCUUAAGGUGGCAGCUGCAAUAGCUUUAGGGGAAAAUGGUUCUUCAAACGAGCAAAUUUCUCAGGUGGCUCUCAAGUGGAAGGGCGAAACAACCACAACAAAUUAA
Abrus precatorius (Indian licorice) is the source of this 1431-nucleotide messenger RNA. RefSeq names its product hydroquinone glucosyltransferase-like. The coding region runs from base 1 to 1431 and encodes 476 amino acids. Lineage: Eukaryota; Viridiplantae; Streptophyta; Magnoliopsida; Fabales; Fabaceae. The transcript has a single exon. Gene Ontology annotation, molecular function: UDP-glycosyltransferase activity. The record is from RefSeq and is a predicted model, not a curated record.